AUGGAAGCACGUUCAACCAUUGUUUCAAGUAUGCCUACUCGUAAUGAUCUUACGUUGGAACAGAAGAUUAAUUUAAUUAAACAAAAUGAAGGUGGUUCAUCUUAUCGUGGUUUAUGCGAUAAAUUUAAAGUAUCCAUCGGAGCUGUAUCGAAUGUUAUUAAAAGAAAAAGUGAAUAUUUAAAUGAUUAUGAAACUAAUCUAAAUAAAAAGAUUAAACGGAAAACUUGCAGCGAUUUCAGUCAAUCAAUUAAUCAAUUGGUUUAUGAAUGGUUUACUGCUCAGAGAGCAAAAAGAAUUCCUGUUUCAGGACCACUGCUGCAAGCUUAUGCUCGCAAAGCUGCUCAAGAAUUAGGUGAUGAAUCGGGAUUUAAGGCCAGCAAUGGGUGGUUGGAAAGAUUUAGAGUUCGUUAUAAUGUUCAUUUCAGGAUGAUAUCUGGUGAAGGAGCAUCCGUUGAUCAAGAUACAGUAUCCGACUGGAGAGCGCGUUUAUCGACAAUUCUGGAACAGUACAAUCCUGUUGACAUUUAUAAUUGUGAUGAGACGGGUCUCUACUACAAGUUGAUGCCCGACAGAUCUCUUGUUAUUAAUAAGGAAGAAGAAGGUAAGGGAAAUUAUCAAACUCAUGUAAUUAUUCAACUUUGCUUGUCCCCCUCAUUUAUGAACACCCUGUUAUACUGA
Rotaria socialis is the source of this 678-nucleotide messenger RNA. Lineage: Eukaryota; Metazoa; Rotifera; Eurotatoria; Philodinida; Philodinidae. The record is from the annotation of a GenBank genome assembly.